This is a messenger RNA of Malaya genurostris, 1665 nucleotides long. Its product is annotated as zinc finger BED domain-containing protein 4-like. Gene Ontology annotation, molecular function: protein dimerization activity; DNA binding. The record is from RefSeq and is a predicted model, not a curated record. Bases 1 to 1665 code for a protein of 554 amino acids. Lineage: Eukaryota; Metazoa; Arthropoda; Insecta; Diptera; Culicidae. The transcript is spliced from 4 exons.
AUGGCUCCAACACAAAGUGGCGUGCGAAAAUUCUUCGACGUGGACCAAAAGACGCGAAAGGCUAAGUGCAAUCUAUGUGGCAAGCAAUACACGUACACUGGUGGCACAACAAAUUUAUGGAAACAUCUUUCUGUACACCAUAAAAUAACACAACAGUCGACAAAAAUAACAUCGUCCACACUGGCGACUGAUUUCAAUAAAACUUCUACGGAUAUUUUAAAUCCGUCUUCAGAUAACAGUGAUACUUCAAAGCUGACGUCAAGAUGUACUUCCGCUGUACCGAAUACGAAUACAUUCACGCAACCAACUUUGGAUAUACUCUUAGCAAAAGGCAAAGCAUUUAAAGAAGGAGGUCAGCGAGCAGCGCAGUUGGAGAGUGCUCUACUUUUCAUGAUCUGCAAGGAUAAUUUAAGUCUUUCUACUCCCGAAAAAGAGGGAUUCAACAAAUUCUGCCAUCUUUUAAAUGCGUUUUGGGUGCCUCCGAGUAGAAAAGUUGUCACAACUCGCCUAGAAACAAUUUACGGGAUUCUCUCAGAUACAGUGAAAACGACUUUUGCAGGCCUACAAUCACUUUGCCUCACCAUGGAUUGUUGGACGGACUCUCAAUCGACCAAUGCUUUCCUUGGAGUCACAGCUCAUUUCCGUAUUGGAGUUGAAAUGCGUUCUGCAACUUUAGGUGUCUGUCAUCUCACGCAGUCACAUACGGCCAUUUAUUUGCAGCAGAAGAUACAGGAAUUUCUUACAUUCUGGCAAAUUGAACUUUCUAAAGUUACAUCGGUUGUCACGGAUAACGGGGCCAAUAUUGUUUUGGCAGUUAAGAAUGUUUUUGGGUCAUCUAAACACAUCGCCUGCUUUGACCACACCCUGAAUCUUAUUCCCUCAAAGACCUUGAGCACAAAACUUCAAAACGGUACUCCUAACGUUCCAGGUCUCCCUGAACUGAUUAGCAAAGUGAAAGCUAUCGCGACUCUUAGCCAUACGAGUGGAAAUUUUUCGGAUGAGAUCAAAAGAAUUCAACGAGAAAAAGGCUUAGCUGAAGGUUCAUUACUGCGGCUUAUACAAGACGUUACCACGAGGUGGGGAUCCACAUUUGCCAUGUGCGACCGAUUUUUGGAGAUGCAAGACAUUAUAUCUGUCGCUGCACUCAAGUUUCCAAAAGUAGUAAUGCUGAGUGGUUCGGAAAUCGCAACUUUGAAAUUCAUCAGAAAUCUUCUAAGGCCAUUUCAUCAGAAAUUAGCAGCAAUGGAAUCACCAAAAGACGAUGAGCUUGCUGACCGAGCUAAAAAUUUCAUAAUUCAGGAAAUGCACAAAAAAAUCGAUAACAUUGAGGGAAGCACAUUCCUGGCCAAGGCUACUCUUUUGGAUCCGAGAUUCAAAAAAAUAGAUUUCAAUAUGAAGAGUGUGCAUGUUUAUAAUGCCGUUGAAAGUUUGAAGCGAGAGAUGACGAGGUUACCGAUAAUAGCGUACAAGUACCCGCAGUUGUACAAAAUAGCUCAAGUGUAUGUUCCAGCUGUUGCAACUUCGGUCCCAGCCGAGCGUUUAUUUUCCCUGGCUGGUCGAAUUUUAGGCGAUGAAACGAACCGACUUACACCUGAGCAUUUCCAACAAAGAAUUUUCCUUGCCGGACUAGGGACGGAAGUUUGGGAGACAACGCUUAAUAUAUAG